Messenger RNA from Fusarium tjaetaba, 621 nucleotides. Its product is annotated as non-canonical purine ntp phosphatase. Lineage: Eukaryota; Fungi; Ascomycota; Sordariomycetes; Hypocreales; Nectriaceae. The transcript has a single exon. Gene Ontology annotation, biological process: thiamine metabolic process. The record is from RefSeq and is a predicted model, not a curated record. The coding region runs from base 1 to 621 and encodes 206 amino acids. Gene Ontology annotation, molecular function: ribonucleoside triphosphate phosphatase activity.
AUGAGCACAUCUCAAAACAAUCGUCCUUUAAUCAACGUCCUCGCCAAGAAAUUCGCUCUUCGAAGAUCAAGAAUGGAGCCCCCUCAGAAGCAAAGACUUGUCAUCGUUGCCUCAAACAACAUCCCCAAAAUCAAAGCAACCCGCGAUGGCUUCACACAAAUGCUUCCAGCCUCUUAUGACUUUCAAGGCAUAAGCGUAGACUCCAACGUGUCAGAUCAGCCCUUCUCAGAUGAAGAGACUCUUCGCGGUGCAACAAAUCGAGCACAGAACGCUCAAGCAGUCAGACCAGAAGCUGAUUUCUGGGUUGGCAUCGAAGGCGGCGUUGAAACUCACAAUGGCUCCAUCUGCUCUUUUGCUUGGAUUGUUGUUAUUGGAAAAGAUGGCAAGGUCGGCAAGGCACGGACUUCGGCGUAUUUUCUACCAGAGAAGACUUGUCAAUUGCUGAAAGAGGGUGUUGAGCUGGGACAUGCCGAUGAUAUGGUAUUUGGGCAGACAGAUUCAAAGAACAAGCAGGGCUCGGUUGGGCUAUUGACUGGCGGUGUUGUUGAUCGAGCUGCUUACUAUACACAGGCCGUCAUUUUGGCCCUGAUACCUUUCAGGAAUGCUUCUUUAGACUUCUGA